Messenger RNA from Yamadazyma tenuis ATCC 10573, 1577 nucleotides. The record is from RefSeq and is a predicted model, not a curated record. Lineage: Eukaryota; Fungi; Ascomycota; Pichiomycetes; Serinales; Debaryomycetaceae.
AAACAUCUCUAACGAGACAAUCCACUUUUAUUAUCAUGAAUCUCGGCUACACGCCCCCGACUCCUCUCGGAUAUACGCCCCAAACUCCUCUAGGUGGCACUAGUCCUGUCUCUAGUCCUGCCAGCUCAGCGCCUCCCAUAAGUGCCAUCCCCACAUCGUUUUCUCACGCUCAUGCUCCCGCUCCACCUUUCACAACACACUCUUCAUUUCCCAGCCCACAGGGCCAAGGCUUCCCAUCCCAAUACCCUCCGCCGGGCCUCCUUCCUCCCAGCGCAGGCUCUAAUUUGCAGCAGCCAUCACAAACCCCUUUGUCGUCACAAAACAAUGAUUCAGCAGGUUUAACAUUCCCAUCCACAGACUCCUCCAUAUCUGACAGAUAUUCCUACUAUUUAUCCACACUCCCGCUCUAUUGCUCUGAUUGGGGCCGUCUACCGGACUUCAGCACCGAGUGUAUCGCCUUGUCGCUGUACAAAGAAGGCUUACUGAACAAACUACAGAUUCUCCAUGGAGUUGCCUACGGAAAAGAUGCCACCACCGAUUAUAAUGCCGCCAGCUUCAAUCCUGGUGCAGAUUCCGGUGUCGACACCGACGAGGCGAAAUCCAUUGAAGGGUUUGAUUUCUACAAGGCGGCCGAGGUUUCGGUGGAAUACCCCAUCACCAACCUCCAGUGGGAUCCAGCAAUGGGUUCGGGUAGCCAUGAACGGCUCGCAGCCUCGAGCGAGGUUCUACGGUUGUUCAAGGUGGACCACGACUCUUUGGACUCCAACAACAACUUCAGAAUGUCUCAAACCCAUUACUUAACCAACAGUACUUCUGGAGCCACUUCCGGUGGGAUCAUGAAUUGUCCACCAGUGACGUCUUUUGACUGGAACAAACUCGAGUCCAACCUCAUCAUCACCGCCAGUGUCGACACCACGUGUACCGUGUGGGAUCUCAAUCGACUGAACCCCAAUCCCGAUCCUCAUCAAGGGGACUCGGCCUACGUAAAGACUCAAUUGAUUGCACACGAUCUGGAGGUGUUUGACGUGAAGUUUGUCACCGACUCCACCAAUCUCUUUGCUUCGGUAGGGAACGACGGUAGCAUAAGAAUGUUUGACUUGAGACUGCUUGAACAUCUGACAAUUAUCUAUGAGCCUUCAAGUGGAACUGGCCCCAGUCGCCACAAUUACAACUCCAAAGCGUUGCUCAAGCUAGCCACUUCGAACGUCGACCAGAACUACUUGGCUACGAUUGGAGUCAACUCGAACCAGGUGAUUGUCAUUGAUACUCGGCUUCCGGGUGUUCCAGUAGCAGUUUUGGAUGGAUCUCUUGGAGGUCGUAACUCGGGUGCCAUUAAUUCCAUCAAGUGGCAUCCCACUGGAAAUUUCCUCCUUACGGGUGGUGAUGACUGUCAGGCGUUGGUGUGGGAUUGUAACAAUUUCCAAUUGCCUAAAGACCAUGAGCAUCCGUUCGUGGUAGGAUCACCGGUUUUGUCGUACGAGGAGUCGCUCGAAGUGAAUAAUGUGUGUUGGAGGGCUCCCAUGGGUGACUGGAUGGGUGUGGUGAGUGGUAAAGGUUUCCAGGCAGUCCUGAUAUAA